This is a messenger RNA of Conger conger (European conger), 3450 nucleotides long. It is a transcript of the gene plscr3b, whose product is annotated as phospholipid scramblase 3b. The record is from RefSeq and is a predicted model, not a curated record. NCBI's taxonomy places the organism in Eukaryota, Metazoa, Chordata, Actinopteri, Anguilliformes, Congridae. Gene Ontology annotation, molecular function: phospholipid scramblase activity. Gene Ontology annotation, cellular component: plasma membrane. Gene Ontology annotation, biological process: plasma membrane phospholipid scrambling. Bases 250 to 1254 code for a protein of 334 amino acids. The transcript is spliced from 8 exons.
UGGUAGCCCAUGACACAGUUCAGAUCACAGAGGGGGAGGAGAAAGCUGGAAAACCCCAAAAGAAGCCCGAUUGGGAGUGGUGUGUGCGUGUGAAAGCCAGAUAUCUUAUACACAAAGACGAACACAAUCGACUGCAUAGCCUACUGUCAAAGUGACGCCCGAACAAUUUGUUGGAAGGUUACGUAAAAAGUAACGCUGUGACUGCAAGUUGGACUUUUCUUAUUUACUGCCUGCAGAGCUCAGCACAGCAUGUCAGGACAAGAUUACCCCUUUCCUAACCAGUCACCAUACCCCGUGCCUCAGCCAGGGGGUUACUCCAUGCCCCCAUACCCCAUGCCACAAGGGGGUUAUGGUGACCCCAGUCAGCCUCCACCUCCAGUUGGCUUCAAUAUGGGAUAUCAGCCUUCCCCAGGCCAGCCUGUGAUGUACCAGCCUUCUCCUGGCCAGCCUGUGAUGUACCAACCCAACCCAGUUAGCCCUGCCCACCAGCAAGUUCCUGUGCACGAAUAUGGGGGGAGCAAUGUGGGUGCCCCUGCAGCCAUCUCUCCAGCUCCACCUGCCUCUGUCCCUGUAGGGGUUCCACCUGGGCUGGAGUACCUUACACAGAUUGAUCAGAUCUUGAUACACCAGAAAGUAGAGUUGCUUGAAGCCUUCAUUGGUUUUGAGACCAACAACCAGUAUGAGAUCAAGAACAGCCUCGGCCAGAAGAUCUACAAGGCCAAAGAGAAAAAUGACUGCUGCACCCGCAACUGCUGUGGCUCGCUCCGCAGCUUUGAUAUGAAGAUCAAGGACAACACGGACAGGGAGGUCAUCCGCCUGGUGCGCCCCUUCCGCUGCGCCUCCUGCUGGUGCCCCUGCUGCCUGCAAGAGAUGGAAGUACAAGCUCCACCUGGCACCACAGUGGGCUAUGUGGUUCAGGACUGGCACCCCUGUGUCCCAAGAUUCUCCAUCAAGGGGGCAUCACGAGAGACCCUGAUGAAGCUGGAGGGGCCUUGCUUUGCAUGUAACUGCUGCGGCGAUGUUCACUUUGAGCUGAAAGGCAAAGAUGGGGGAAAGUCGAUUGGACGUAUCAGUAAGCAAUGGAGCGGUCUGCUGAAGGAGGUCUUCACUGACACAGACAACUUUGGAAUCCAAUUCCCAUUAGACAUGGAUGUGAAGAUGAAAGCCGUUCUCAUGGGCGCCUGCUUUCUCAUUGAUUUUAUGUUCUUCGAGAAAGUUGGGGACACAAACCAGCGCAACACAGUCUUCUCGUAAGAAGUGGAAGAAGGUCCGAAGGAGAGGGGGAGAGAGGGAAGGUGAAGAAAGAUGCACUAUCACUCAUGUCCAACAGCCUCUUCUAUUUUAAUAUUUUAUAUUGUUACUGCCAUUUGCUAAUUUGCCAAACCUUCCCUUUCCUGAUUUGAAAGAGAUGCUACCCGUUCCUGAUGCGAGCAGAUAACUGUCCAGGUCUCAAUCUCUGUGGAAAGCCUCCCCAUUUCCAGGUCACUGUUGAUUUUUUGGGCCAUUUGUGACUGCAGACAAAUGAUGCCUGCCUGUGUAUGGUUUAUUAAUGUUUGUGUCCAUCUACAAGUGUGUACAGGCAGCUUUAACUUUGUUACCAGUUACCCAGCAUGCUAUUUUGCCUAAUUCCUCCUGACAUAACCAAUGAUUAAUAACAUUACAGCAUUUCUUCAUAUGAUAUGUUUUCAUUGUGUUUGAUUUAUAUAUUUGAUAUUAUAGGAUAUGCACAAGUAACAUGUUACAGCAUACACCAAUUUUUAACAAGCCAUGGAUAAAUGAGACGUUUAGUCUUUUCUACUGCCAAGUCAAUAUGAUUGAUGUACAGUACAGCUUUUUCUGAUGCACUGACUUGCCUUAAUCAUUUUAGAUUAUAUACAUAGAACUUUAUUAGAUAGACCUGUAGACCAGCUUGUUAAUGCAAAUAUUUUAUCAGCCAAUCAUGUGGCAGCAACUAAAUGCAUAAAAGGAUGCAGACGUCAAGAGGUUCAGUUGUUUUUCAGACUGAAUGCCAGAAUGGGGAAGAAAUGUGAUCUAAGUGAUCUUCUGGGAUUUUCACACACAACAGUCUCCAGAGUUUGCAGAUAAUGGUGCGAAAAACAAAAAACAUCCAGUGAGCAGUAGUUGUGCAGGCCAAAAAAAGGGUUAAUGAGAGAGGUCAGAGGAGAAGGGCCAGAGUGGUCAAAGCUGAAAGAAAGGUUACAGUUAUGUAAAUAGCCACACAUUGGAACAGUGGUAUGCAGAAGAGCAUCAAUGAACACACAUUGCGUCAAAUCUCUGUGGAUAUGCAACAGCAGCAGAAGACCAAUCAGUCUAAAAAAUACAUCUAAUAAAGUGCUCAUUGAGUGUACAUUGGUGGUGUGAUGGGAAAACUCUAUCUCCAGUCUGGUUUUUUCUCAUCCAGCUCUACAUACUACCAGAAGGAUCAUUAACUCAAAAAUGACUAAAAUUGCUUAAAAACCCACUCAGAGAUACAAGGGUUUUCUGUGACAGACAUUUUUUGCAUUGUUUCUGUAAUACAAACUCAUUUUAAGCCCCUAUAGAUUCCUCUGCUAAUGUCCUUGAAUAAUUUGUGCAAGUUUAUUUGGAAAUAAAUCAUUUAAAAUUGACAUUGUAUGAUGAUGCAUAUUGAUACUUACUGUGUUUAUUCUCAAACAAGUGGCUGUGCUAUGAUGAAAUUAUUUAAUGCAGAUCUGGGUUGAAUGAUGGGUUGAACAGGUCAGAGUAUAAAAAGUCAAUGUUGUGCUUAAGGUGAAACUGGAUUUUGAUAGACUAGUAAUGUCUGUACUUAAAUGCUUCCUCAUUGUAAGAUCCUUAAAAAAGUGUGGCUUGUGUGUUUAAUGUUUGAACUAUGGGAGUGUCAGGCUGACCCAGCUUGUCCUUCCCUUGUCAAUGGGUGUGACCAGGUCCCUGGAACUGGCACUGGAAUAAUAAAACACAGAGGAAAGAAGUGCAGCGCUGACUCAUCUAUAGUCUGGAAAAUCAUAUAAUAAAUUCAGCUCAAGCAGAUGUGCAUAUGUGCUUCUCUUCCCUAAUGAAGGUAGAGUAGGGUUAUUUGACACCUUGUGCUUUCACUUGCCAGUGACACACCCAAAGCUACAUUGUUGCAAAACCACUUGCCUCCUUUGGUAUUUAGCCUUAUCUUGCAGUGAGUUGAAGAAAUGAAAGCUCUCCAAAAUCUACAACUACUUGAACUUCACCUUAAACCAAUGCUGCUGAAAGAUCGCUAAUUGUUCUAUACAGUGGACUUGUGAGUUUUACAUUUGAUGUCAGCUAACUUGCUCUGCACCAAAAGACCCAUUGUUUGUACAGAUUUUGUCUACAAAACCAAACCAACCUUUAGUAAGGCAAUUUUGCACAUUUAAUGUUUUUGGCAAGUUGUAUUUGUAUUUUUUUCCUAUUAAUUCCUUGAAAUAUUGUUUUUACACAAAUAAAAUAAACUGUACCUAAAAA